This is a messenger RNA of Siniperca chuatsi (mandarin fish), 2832 nucleotides long. It is a transcript of the gene card19, whose product is annotated as caspase recruitment domain family, member 19. The coding region runs from base 78 to 620 and encodes 180 amino acids. NCBI's taxonomy places the organism in Eukaryota, Metazoa, Chordata, Actinopteri, Centrarchiformes, Sinipercidae. The record is from RefSeq and is a predicted model, not a curated record. The transcript has 6 exons. Gene Ontology annotation, cellular component: mitochondrion.
CGUUGACGUAAGUCACUCCCUGCUAGGGAGGUGACGUCAGAGGGCGUGUCCAAACAAAGGACAGAGGGGACUCCACAAUGGGAGACAGUUUUCAUGAGCAGCUGACAGAGGACAGCGCCUUCCUCAAAGCUGACCGGAGACUGGACACGGAGCUGGUGGACAAACUCAUCCUGCAGCUCAACAGAAUCUACCCGCAGAUCCUCACUGACAAGGAGGCCACCAAAUUCCGAAACUUGGAUGUGCCCACAAGUGUUCGACUGGGUGAGCUCCUGACACACCUGCAGGGGAAAGGAGAGGAAGCAUGCAGGGAGUUUUACAGAGCUCUUCACCUGCAUGUAGAGGAGGUGUACUACAGCUUGCCCACACGGCUCCGCCUCAGAGAUUCCUUAGAUCCUCUCAAAUAUCCACGUGUCUACCAUCAGAGAUAUGUUCUGAACGAAAGAGGUCCCGUCUUCUUUCUGGGCUGUUUCAGCGUCGCAGUGGGAAUGGCUUUACUCUAUUACUACAGUGAGGCUAAAGUGACGGGAGGUAGCCGGGCCCUCGGGAUGGCUGCACUGGGUUUGAAAAGAAAAGCUCAGGAGGUUCUUAUAUGGUACACUGAAGAAAGCCUCUUGAAGUAAGGGGUGACUCCCUCACACCAGGUGCUUCAGCAGCACUGCUCUUAUGAAUGCUACUUGUACCAAAGAACAGCACAAUAUAUUUUAUAUAUCCAAGAGUUGAAUACUAAUUUUGUACACAGUUGUAUAUAUUGUUUUUCUUGUGAUCUAAAAUGAGAAAGAUGGGGCAAAUUCAGAGCAACAUUUGGCACUUUGCUCUUAUUUCCUCAUGUGCUGAUACCUAUUUAAGUGGGUUAAGGGAUUGAAUACGCUCGAGGGAUGAUCACAGUGAAAUCAACUACAAACUGAUAAAACAAGCUUUUACAAACAAUAACUAAAUAUUAACACUUGGCGGUACAUUCUUAACUAUAUAGGAACAGCCUACAUUUCAUUACUACAAAAAGGAUAGCCUCCAAUUCAUCAGUUCAUUUUGCAGCCAUACAAUAAUUAUCCUUUAAUGCACAAAGCAACAUCCUGCAUUUUAUUUGCUUUCUUACACUUUGGUGUCAGGACUCAGGCCAGACUUAUUUUUCAACUUUUUAUUUUGGCUGACAGCAUUCCAUGUAUUUAUUUGCAGUCUGCUGAGCCAUGUAUGUUUAUUUGAGCAAUGAAUGAUUAUGUUUCCUUUUCUGCUCAGUUGCCACUGAUGUCAAGCUUACUAGGACACAUUUAAAUGUACUCCCCCAACUGAGCUAAAAACAAAGAUUACUGUCAACCGGUACCGUCCAUGGGGCCGAGCUCUUUGUAGAACAUAACCACCCUCUUGUGGCCAAGAGUGAACUACAUUACCAAACAUAGUCUGGCUUCUGUCGGUGUAAUAAGAGCUUCCCGAAAUUCUGUUGCUCACAUUUAGACAAAAAGGAGAUUAGCUAUGUGAACAGGCGGGAAUAAUGCGGAGCAGUGUCCGUAUGGUAUUACUUCAGACGAAUUCAUAGUGAGCGUUACAAUCACGUGAUUGCUUCUACCAAUGAUGCCCCGCUCUACCAGCGCAGUGCAUCAUGGGUAGAGGUACGACCAAACCAAAAUAUAAAAAUGUCGAAUGAAGAAUCGUAAUGGUGAAGCGUAAAUAUCUAUCAAUCAGUUUUAACAUACAAGAGUUGUAUUUAGUAGAUGUGAUACUUAUUAACCUGGAAAUUACACCAUAAGUGAAACCAAGUUCCGUAAGUCAGUAUAUAUAGAGUUUGGUCUUUGUGAAGGUUGUUGUGUUGUAUGAAAGGAGAGAAGGUUAGCACUCCCCUUGACAAGGAUGGAAUUGGCCCUUGUGGCCAUCAACACACAUACGGUUAAGGCACUGCCACCUACUUCGUGGCAUCUCUGACCAUAUUUUUUUUCUUUAGUUAAAUAGUUGCUUUCUCUAAACGAUGCCGUGCUAUCUCUGACUAUCUCCAGUUAUUUAUUUAUCUCAAACCACGGCUCCUGUUUCCACCAUGUGCUUGAAUACCGGACGCAUGCCUGGAUAUCUUCCCAUGCCUUUGUUUCCGCUGGGUCGGGCAGGAUGGGGACUUUUAUUUUUCCUGUUGGCCUGUAGCACGUAGCUUGGUCUGCAGUCUAUCUCACAGAAGUAGUAGACUCAGUUUGUCGGAGUUAAAGUAAAAGUACAUUUAAAUGUUUAGAAAUUCCACCCACAGCUAUUCAUACAUAUUAUAUCCUAUAGUGUGGAAUUUUAUUUGUUCUUACCGUGCCUUCCUGACGACUAUAUAUUGAUAAGUUAGUUUCUAAUAAGUCAGUUUUAAAUACAGAUAAGCCAGUUUUAAAUACAAAAUCUGGCACUAAAUUAAUUUACCCCAAAAUGACAGGCAGAUAAAAUGGGAUGGUAUUUCUCAGGCUGUUUGUAAACAAUUUCAUUCAAAUGUAACAAAGAGCAUAACAGUAACUAUUAUGAUGGUGCUUUGUUAAACUGUAUUUUUCUGUGGUAUGGUGUUUAAACUUCAGGAUAUCAGAAGCCAAUACACAUUUAUGAAAACAUUUAUGCAACUUGCAUGGUUUUGUUGUUAUUCCUUGUACUCAACAAUUUUGUAAUAUUAUUCUAAAAGAAAAUAUUGAUAUUUCUGAUGGUUGUCAAUUAAUGUCUACUCAUUGAGGUCCAGUUGUGCCUGACAGUUUCUCACAUUCUGCGUGUACUGUGUUGUGAAAAAAAUGCCUUAAAUUUAGAAGUGCCAUCAUUUGUGGGAUUGAGACUUUUGUCUUUAUACAAUAAAAAAAAAACUUUCCAUGAAUAAACAGGACAAUAAACACA